Molecule: messenger RNA, 333 nt
Organism: Anisakis simplex (herring worm)
Lineage: Eukaryota; Metazoa; Nematoda; Chromadorea; Rhabditida; Anisakidae
Source: the annotation of a GenBank genome assembly
AUGUUCGUGCUCGAUAUUGAUCAAGGUCCUACAGCGAAGGUGUUGAAGUGGGCUGAUUGCGGGAAGGUACUCUGUGAAGCAUCUGAUGUGUCUGUUUUUGAGGGUCUUUACUAUGUGACCGACUAUAAACAGCAUUGUGUUGUUGUGCUGACAAUUGAUGGUGAAUUGGUGCGUCGGUUUGGUGCAUUCCAACAUACACCGUACCCGAUCGGAGUCGACGUAUCGAAGGCUGGCGAUGUGCUUAUUGCUGACUCACACGGCAAUCAUUUUCACAUUUUGGUUUGCUCGAAAACUGGUCAACGAUUGCAGGAUUUCGAAUGUACACAACUUAAG